Molecule: messenger RNA, 1239 nt
Organism: Linum trigynum
Lineage: Eukaryota; Viridiplantae; Streptophyta; Magnoliopsida; Malpighiales; Linaceae
Source: the annotation of a GenBank genome assembly
AUGACCUCAACUCUUCCGUCUUCUCCGCCGUUCCUCUCCUCCUCUUCCUCCGCGGCAGCUCUCGUCGCACCCUCCUCUCCUUCCCUCCUCUCCCUGCCUCAUCCCGCCGACGGCGGCGAUGACGGCGCCGCCACGCAGUUGCUCUCCGUCUCCUGGAACCAGGACUACGGCUGCUUCGCCGCCGCAACCAGCUCCGGCUUCCGGAUUUACAACUGCGAGCCUUUCAAGGAGACGUUCCGCCGGGACAUCAGGGGCGGCGGGUUCAGGAUCGUCGAGAUGCUGUUCCGCAGCAACAUCCUGGCCCUCGUCGGCAGCGAGGCCAACUCCCAGUACCCGCCCAACAGGGUCCUCAUUUGGGACGAUCACCAGAGCCGCUGCAUUGGCGAGUUCUCCUUCAGGUCGCAGGUCCGCGCCGUGAGGCUGAGCCGGGAUCGGAUUGUAGUGGUGCUCGAGCACAAGGUCUAUGUCUACAAUUUCACGGAUCUGAAGCUGCUUCAUCAGAUUGAGACGUUGGCGAACCCUAGAGGGCUCUGCUGCCUAUCUCAUCACCCAAACACUUCCGUGCUGGCUUUGCCUGGGCUGUACCGCGGCCAGGUUCGAAUUGAGCAUUUUGGAUUGAAUCUGGUGAAGUUGGUGAAUGCUCAUGAUAAUCAUAUUGCUUGCCUCACAAUUACCAUGGAUGGCUUGCUUCUUGCUACUGCUAGCACCAAGGGCACCUUGAUCAGAAUUUUCAACACCAUGGAUGGCACUCGGCUGCAAGAGGUGCGAAGAGGAGUGGACCGAGCUGAAAUUUAUGGCAUUACACUGUCUCAGGAUGUGCAGUGGUUGGCUGUGUCAAGUGGCAAAGGCACUGUUCAUAUUUUCAGUCUCAGGGUUAGAGUGGGUGGAGAAGACUCCUCCACUAACUCAAAUCCUCCCCAAAGCCCAGCAUUAUUGCAUCAGAAUUCAUCAACAGCUGUUACAGCUCUGAUUUCUCCCAGCACCAGUUCCAACCCGAGUUCAUCAUUGUCUUUUAUGAGAGGGGUGUUGCCCAAAUAUUUCAGCUCUGAGUGGUCAUUUGCCCAGUUCCGUUUACCAGAGGAGACACAAUUCAUUGCUGCAUUUGGAUCUCAGAAUACAGUCAUUGUUGCUGGCAUGGAUGCAAGCUUCUACAGAUGUCAAUUUGAUCCAGUUCAUGGAGGAGAGAUGUUGCAGCAGGAAUACGUCCGCUUCCUGAAAACUGAGAGCCGCCCUAAAUAG